This is a messenger RNA of Chaetura pelagica (chimney swift), 816 nucleotides long. RefSeq names its product dnaJ homolog subfamily B member 1-like. The coding region runs from base 79 to 816 and encodes 245 amino acids. NCBI's taxonomy places the organism in Eukaryota, Metazoa, Chordata, Aves, Apodiformes, Apodidae. The record is from RefSeq and is a predicted model, not a curated record. Gene Ontology annotation, molecular function: Hsp70 protein binding; transcription corepressor activity. Gene Ontology annotation, cellular component: cytosol. The transcript has 2 exons.
GGGGGAGCUCCCACCUCCGGGUCAGGUGGCUCCAAUGGCCCCACAUUCACCUACACCUUCCGGGGCGACCCCCACGCCAUGUUUGCCGAGUUCUUCGAUGGUCGCAACCCCUUCGACACCUUCUUCGUGCAGCGCAACGGGGAUGACGAGGACGGGGACGACACCUUCACCACCUUCCACGUGGGAGGUUUUGGGAAUGUUAGCUUCCCCCGGAGCCGUGGGGGGCCCGAUGGCGGCUGCCGUAAGCAGGACCCCCCUGUCCUCUACGACCUGAAGGUCUCCCUGGAGGAGAUCUACAGUGGUUGCACCAAGAAGAUGAAGAUCUCCCACAAGCGUCUCAACCCCGAUGGGAAGACGGUGCGGAACGAGGACAAGAUCCUCACCAUUGAGGUGAAGAAGGGUUGGAAAGAGGGCACCAAGAUCACCUUCCCCAAGGAGGGCGACCAGACCCCCAACAACAUCCCCGCCGACGUCGUGUUCGUCCUCAAAGACAAACCCCACGGCGUGUUCCGCCGGGAGGGCUCGGACAUUGUCUACCCAGCAAAGAUCAGCCUCCGUGAGGUGGGUGGGUGGGCAGAACCUGGGGGUCUUGGUGGUGGCAGUGGGGACACCCAGGCUGGGUUGGUCUUGGUGGUGGUGAGGGAAAUAUCAAGGCUGGGGCCCGCGCGGGUGGGCGGACGCAUCCCGGGGGGGGGCCUGCCCUUCCCCCGCUCCCCCGACCAGCGCGGGGACCUGAUCAUCGAGUUUGAGGUCAAGUUCCCCGACAGGAUCCCCCCCUCCUCCAAGACCCUCCUGGAACAGAUCCUGCCUGUCUAG